GUAAAGUAGCGUGGUUCACGUUUCUAUGAAAAAGACAAAAGUUGUUAUUUUCGAGCGCCUCAACCGGAAUUCCGUUCUACUAUGUCCCCAAAAGCACUCCUGAAAUUUUGAGCCGAUUUGGUUGGAUUUAGUAGUUCCACCAUCGAUCUAAAGUUUGUGUGGUUUUUGAGAAAAUUACUGUGGAAAAUGAGCAAUUUCUAUAUCGUAACAGAAAAAAAUGCACAUUUUUUUUUCAAAUGGCUUCAUUCUCGAGAUUCAUAUAGAUAUUGGUCUGGGGAAUAACUUUGUAGAACAUUGCGAAACGCUGCGAAUUAAUCCUAAAAAGAUACUAGUACCUUUAGAUAACCCAUUUUGGAGGGGCUUCAUGGUGUGGGUUAAAACGGGCCCUUUCUCGUUUGUUGCUUUUUCAUCGAUGGUGCUUUGACUUCUUUAAUCAAUGUUUAUGAAAGUUAUUUUUAGAACCAAUGCGAAAUUUUAUUUCAAAACAACCAACGAUUGGUUUGGCCUGCGGUGUUCAUUCUUUUCGAAGCGGUGUUGUUCCAGGUCGUCAGAAUGUUCACGAGACGGUGUGGCCACCGGGGAUGUUCCAGGUCGUUAGUUCUCAGGACGAUGUGGCCUCCGAGGUUGACGGAAAGCUUAAAAGACGGUUCGGCCACCGGUGUUGUUGUAGGUCUUUAAAAAGUGUUGUUCCAGGUCGUCAGAAUGUUCACGAGACGGUGUGGCCACCGGGGAAGUUCCAGGUCGUUAGUUCUCAGGACGAUGUGGCCUCCGAGGUUGACGGAAAGCUUAAAAGACGGUUUGGCCACCGGUGUUGUUGUAGGUCUUUAAAAAGUGUUGUUUCAGGUCGUCAGAAUGUUCACGAGACGGUGUGGCCACCGGGGAUGUUCCAGGUCGUUAGUUCUCAGGACGAUGUGGCCUCCGAGGUUGACGGAAAGCUUAAAAGACGGUUCGGCCACCGGUGUUGUUGUAGGUCUUUAAAAAGUGUUGUUUCAGGUCGUCAGAAUGUUCACGAGACGGUGUGGCCACCGGGGAUGUUCCAGGUCGUUAGUUCUCAGGACGAUGUGGCCUCCGAGGUUGACGGAAAGCUUACAAGACGGUUCGGCCAAUGUUGAUUUUCUAAGUCGUCGAAAUGUUCUUAAGACGAUGUGGCCACCGGUGAUGUUUCUGGUAUUGUUGUUUCUUAUAGUUAAUAGGACGGUUUGAUGUUGUAGGUUAGUUAAGGGACUAUAUGGUCACGGAAUUUUGUAUAAAUCUUUGGACUGUGUGGCCAUCGGUGCUGUUACAUGUCUGUAGUUCAUGGGACCAUAAGAAAAAGUCUGCUGAAAAGUGUUCCUCCGUUGCACAGCAACCUAAUUGUUGUAACGUAGUAACUUGGAAUUGUUUGGAAUUGAUUUCAUUUCAAAAUUCCAUCGUCCUCUGUCCAGUAUAGAAGUAAAAUGGUCAAGACACGCAAGGAGGCGUCCGUUUCGCUGGUCGGAACUACCGACCCGGAAUCGUUGGUUCAACAGGUUAAGCUGCCGACGGUGGGGUGCGUUAUGAAAAGAUUUUUUUUUUUGUUAAGCUCGUUGAACUCCGUGGUGUUUGCUAUAAAUAAAACGACGUCCGAGCUUCUACAAGUAUGGCAAAAAACCACUAUUAUUUGCCAGAUGCACAAGAACGUGGCCAGGACCAUACGGAAUCUGCUUGCAGAGCUAAAAAUGGCGCAAAAAGACUCUUAUCGCGACACCGAAAGGAAGAGGAAGUGGAGAAUAAGGAUGGAUCAAUUGCUGGAUGUAUCCCUGAAAAAAGUUAUCAUUGAAGACCCGAAAGUUGCAGAAUUUUUAGAAGAUCAGAGAAAGGAGCGAAAUUUUUCUUUAUCAAGUAUUAACGAGCCACAGCUGUACAAGAGAACUAAGAACGAACAUAAGCACGCAGAAGAAGAAGAAGAACAAGAAGCUACAGAUGUUGAACAUGAUUUCAAGCCACCACCACCAAAAAAGAUCAAAAAAAUGCAACAAAGAAAGAGCGAACCAUCCAAACCGGAAAUUAUAACGGAGGACGUUGCUGAAGCUUUGGAUCGAGCAAAACUUUCCGAUAGACAGGCAUUAAAGAUCAUUUUACCGGUUAUGGACGCUAUGGGCCAAGAUCCUGCCGACGUACCAAUUUCAAGAUCAACAAUUAGCCGGAAGCGGAAACAUGCGCGAAAAGCCAUCGCCCAAAAAAUUCGAAAGGAGUUUAUUCCGGCUGACCCGAUGGUAGUCCAUUUUGACGGGAAAUUGUUGGAAAAUCCGAACGGGUCCGGAAAAGUUGAGCGAUUACCGACACUAGUGUCUUGGGACGGAUCCGAGAAAUUACUCGGCACUCCAGCACUCGUCAAAGGCACAGGCGAAGAAGGAGGCAAAUCAGUUUACGGAUUGCUGCGUAAGUGGAAGUGCGAUAAAUUUAUCCAAGGAUUGUGUUUUGAUACAACUAGUGUAAACACAGGACGAACUAACGGAGUAUGUGCCAAUCUUGAAAAAUUGCUAGGACGAGAGCUACUCUGGCUAGCUUGUCGGCAUCAUGUGUUAGAAUUGCUGCUAUCUAAGGCCUUUUGCAUCUGUUUUGGACCCACAACAUCGCCGGAAACUAACCUUUUCAAGGUAUUCAAAGAAAACUGGCCUCUGUUUAAGAAGAAUUCACCGAAACCUAUGCGAAUCAAAAAACAUCAUCAAACUUUUCGAGAUUCCACGGUGCGAACUCUUAAGUCCAUCCGAGAAUGGCCGAGGGAUGAUUAUCGCGAGUUGUUUGAUCUAACUUUGUUUGCUUUGGGGGAAAAGCCGCACGAUUUUUCUUGGAAAGCGCCGGGAGCGGUGCACCACGCGCGAUGGAUGAGCAAAUUGAUUUAUGCCACAAAAAUAUUCUUGCUUCGAAAAGAAGGACAUUUGAUUGGACUAAAGAAAGAAGAUGAGAAAAAAAUCGAGCGGUUUGUUCUGUUUGGUUCGCUCAUCUACACAGCAGCUUGGGCAGAAGCACCACUGGCGACGGAAGCAGCCAUCAACGAUCUGAUGCUGUGGAAGAACCUUCAGUUAUUCAAAAAGACUGAUUCCGAAAUCGGUGACGCCGUAAGCAAGGUACUUGAAAGACACCUCUGGUACUUAUCGGAGGAUCUGCUCGGCAUGUCUCUGUUUUCUGUAAAGCUCUCACAUCGCGAAAAAGACGAAAUUGUCAGGGCCAUGAAGGCGAAAACCGCCAGCGCCGAACGAUCUGUAACCGGCAACAAAAGUGUUAUAAACACCAAGAACCCAUCUUUGGCCGACUUUGCAACCCAGAGAUCUUUGUUGUUUUUUACCAAGAUGGAGAUAGAAGCAUCAUUUAUGGAAAGCCCAUCAGCGACAUGGCAGCAAAAUUUGAACUUCCAGAAUGGCGAAAAACGUGUGAAACAACUGAUGAUCGUUAAUGACCUGGCUGAGAGGGGCGUCAAAUUGUGUGAAGAAUACUGCAAAAUUUUAACCAAAGAUGACGAAGAGAGAGAGUUCAUUAUGCAAGUUGUUGAGAAAAAUCGAAAGUCCAUCAGCACAGAUUGCACAAAAAAGGAACUCAUGCUUGCAUUGAAGAGUGCAUGAUUUAUUACCUAAUCUUUAAUUGUUGACCUGUUAAUUGUUGAAGUUUGCGUUCAGUUAUUGAAUUAAAUCAUUAAAAAUGUUACGAAAAUAAUCAAAACAACACAAAAAAAAGUCUUUACUUCUACAAUGAUAAUAGUCCUAAACUCUAUCCGAAAGUCUUGAUCUCAUCUACACCCUCCCAGAGCAUUUCAACCGGUGGUCCUAUCGUCCCAUGCACUAACACACUUGACACAACACAAAACCGUUCCAUAAACAUUCCGACGACCUAGAGUAACUCCGGUGACGGUCCUGAGAACUAACGACCUGGAACAUCCCCGGUGGCCACACCGUCUCGUGAACAUUCUGACGACCUGAAACAACACUUUUUAAAGACCUACAACAACACCGGUGGCCGAACCGUCUUUUAAGCUUUCCGUCAACCUCGGAGGCCACAUCGUCCUGAGAACUAACGACCUGGAACAUCCCCGGUGGCCACACCGUCUCGUGAACAUUCUGACGACCUGGAACAACACUUUUUAAAGACCUACAACAACACCGGUGGCCAAACCGUCUUUUAAGCUUUCCGUCAACCUCGGAGGCCACAUCGUCCUGAGAACUAACGACCUGGAACUUCCCCGGUGGCCACACCGUCUCGUGAACAUUCUGACGACCUGGAACAACACUUUUUAAAGACCUACAACAACACCGGUGGCCGAACCGUCUUUUAAGCUUUCCGUCAACCUCGGAGGCCACAUCGUCCUGAGAACUAACGACCUGGAACAUCCCCGGUGGCCACACCGUCUCGUGAACAUUCUGACGACCUGGAACAACACCGCUUCGAAAAGAAUGAACACCGCAGGCCAAACCAAUCGUUGGUUGUUUUGAAAUAAAAUUUCGCAUUGGUUCUAAAAAUAACUUUCAUAAACAUUGAUUAAAGAAGUCAAAGCACCAUCGAUGAAAAAGCAACAAACGAGAAAGGGCCCGUUUUAACCCACACCAUGAAGCCCCUCCAAAAUGGGUUAUCUAAAGGUACUAGUAUCUUUUUAGGAUUAAUUCGCAGCGUUUCGCAAUGUUCUACAAAGUUAUUCCCCAGACCAAUAUCUAUAUGAAUCUCGAGAAUGAAGCCAUUUGAAAAAAAAAUGUGCAUUUUUUUCUGUUACGAUAUAGAAAUUGCUCAUUUUCCACAGUAAUUUUCUCAAAAACCACACAAACUUUAGAUCGAUGGUGGAACUACUAAAUCCAACCAAAUCGGCUCAAAAUUUCAGGAGUGCUUUUGGGGACAUAGUAGAACGGAAUUCCGGUUGAGGCGCUCGAAAAUAACAACUUUUGUCUUUUUCAUAGAAACGUGAACCACGCU
This is a messenger RNA of Culex pipiens pallens (northern house mosquito), 4917 nucleotides long. RefSeq lists its product as uncharacterized. The record is from RefSeq and is a predicted model, not a curated record. The transcript has 5 exons. Bases 1437 to 3581 code for a protein of 714 amino acids. Lineage: Eukaryota; Metazoa; Arthropoda; Insecta; Diptera; Culicidae.